Phragmites australis (common reed) is the source of this 1990-nucleotide messenger RNA. Its product is annotated as pentatricopeptide repeat-containing protein At3g60050-like. The transcript has a single exon. The record is from RefSeq and is a predicted model, not a curated record. Bases 184 to 1701 code for a protein of 505 amino acids. NCBI's taxonomy places the organism in Eukaryota, Viridiplantae, Streptophyta, Magnoliopsida, Poales, Poaceae. Gene Ontology annotation, molecular function: protein binding.
GGCCUAGCCCUGAGUUUUCCUUUCCUGAGGGGAAUCGAGCGCACGACGGCGAAGAUCAAUCUUGGCGUCGCCUUGCGGCCGCCAUUGGCGUCACCACUCGCCACCACCCUUCGGACCAGAGCCCGCCACCACCACCUCUCCGCGCAGCCGCUAGCGCGAGAUGCCCUCGGGCGAGCUCUUGCUAUGAUCCGCGGCGCUCACCCACCCCAGCUCCGAGCAACCCGGGCGCUCUUCGCCCGGCUCUGGUCGCCGCGGCGUCUCUGCGGCGACGGUUCAGGAAACCACGGCAGCGAGAGGCCCGACACUGUACAGAGUGAUGCUGGCGGCGUCCACGGGGGAGGGGAGGAGGUGGCACGGCUGGUUGCCGGCCGCGUCCCGCGAGAAGUGCUCCUCCGGCUGCCACGGCCCGGCGGCUCGUCGGAGAGCGACGACGAUGAUGGCGAAAAUUUUUCUUCCGGUUCCGGUCCCAGCAGGAGGAGGUUCUUCGAGGAUGUGAGGCUGGAGGCGGACAGGAUCUUCAGGAUCCUGCUGCAGGACGGCCCGGGGUUUAGCGCCCGCCAGGCGCUCGACGAAAUGCGCCCCAGGGUGUCCAACGCACUGGUGAGAGAAGUGCUGUUCAGGAUCGUUGCGUCCGUGGACACUGUGAAUCGCGAGAGGUACCCGAAGCUGGCGUACAAGUUCUUCAUGUGGGCGGGACAGCAGGAGGGGUACCGGCACGGCACGAGCAUGUACAACCUCGUCAUGAAGGUAUUUGCUGAGUGCGGGGAGGUCAAGGCGAUGUGGCGGCUGUUUGAGGAGAUGGCGGACAAGGGGCUGUCUGUCUCUGCUCGGACGUUCCACCUCUUGAUAUGCGCCUCUGGGCAGGCUGGGUUGAGACGGAGGCUGGUGGAGAGGUUCAUCAAGUCGAGCACUUUCAAUUACCGUCCAUUCAGGAAUGCGUUCAAUGCGAUACUGCACACGCUUCUGACGAUAGAGCAGUACUCGCUGAUCGAGUGGGUUCACCAGAAGAUGCUCCUCGAGGGGCACUUGCCUGAUGUCUUGACGUACAAUGUGGUGAUGCGUGCAAAGUAUAUGCUCGGGAAGUUGGAUCAGUUCCAUCGGCUGCUUGAUGAGAUGGGAAAAGACGGGCUUACGCCUGACCUCCAUACUUACAAUCUCUUGCUUCAUGUCCUUGGUAAAGGAGAUAAACCCCUUGCAGCUCUCAAUUUGCUGAACUAUAUGAGUGAUGUUGGGUGUGUACCAAAUGUGCUUCAUUUCACAAACUUGAUAGAUGGUCUUGGCCGUGCUGGCAACCUAGAAGCUUGCAAGCAUUUCUUUGAUGAGAUGAUAAAAAAAGGGUGUGAACCAGAUGUUGUCUGCUACACAGUUAUGAUCACAGGCUAUGUGGCAGCUGGGGAAUUUGAGGAAGCACAGAGGUUUUUUGAUGAUAUGUUAGUGAGAGGGCAGCUUCCAAAUGUGUACACAUACAAUUCAAUGAUACGUGGGCUUUGCACAGUAGGGGAGUUUGAUAAAGCAUUCUCUAUGCUGAAGGACAUGGACUCGCAUGGAUGCACACCAAACUUUUCAGUUUAUAGUAGCCUUGUGAGCAGAUUGCGUAAUGCCGGGAAGGAUUCUCAAGCUAAUAAUGUCAUUAAGUACAUGACAGAUAAGGGCCAUUAUUUUCAUCUGUUGUCAAGGUUUGGGGGAUAUAGAAGAUGUUGAGAUGAGAUGCCCCAUAAUUAGAUGCAGAGUUGUUCAUUCCUUUGGUUGUUUCCAUUUCAGAAAGAUGGAUAAUAAGGGAGUAUCCUAGAAACCAGUUGCACUCUAAUUGUUGUAUACUCGAUGUAGCACAUCCAUGCGGGAGUCCUUGUCUAUUGAUGAACUACAGAAAUGUAGUGUUGUAUACUGUAAUUGUUUUAUGCAACAAUGAAAUGUGAUAGGAUGGUAGUCAUUAGUAAUGAAUCCUGAUUCACUAGUCCUAAAUAGAAUACCCAAUCUUUGUUCUGUUGCA